Molecule: messenger RNA, 299 nt
Organism: Gryllus bimaculatus (two-spotted cricket)
Lineage: Eukaryota; Metazoa; Arthropoda; Insecta; Orthoptera; Gryllidae
Source: the annotation of a GenBank genome assembly
GCAGGAAAAAUGUAGCCAGAUUUCCGGCAAUGCUUACAGUCUUCAUCGAGAACAGCUACUACAACCCUAUGCGACGGAUUGAACUAUUCGGAACCAUUGAUUUUAUUGCCAACUGCGGCGGGCUGCUGGGGCUGUGCCUGGGCUUCAGCGUGCUGAGCAUCGUGGAGGUGCUGUACUGGCUGCUGGUGCGGCCACUGUGCCAGCGCCGCUGCUCCAAGCGGACACAGGCGCGGGACGCCGACGCCCCCGCCCACAAGGACUUCGCCGUCUUCGCCCUCGCCCCGCCGCGCCAGCGCUGA